Molecule: messenger RNA, 4608 nt
Organism: Portunus trituberculatus (swimming crab)
Lineage: Eukaryota; Metazoa; Arthropoda; Malacostraca; Decapoda; Portunidae
Product: contactin-3-like
Exons: 16
Coding region: 1003-4461 (1152 amino acids)
Molecular function (GO): protein binding
Source: RefSeq, a predicted model, not a curated record
GGUGUGGUAGCAAGUCUGCCUGGAGAACACGCUGGCGGGACGCACACGUACACGCUCACACACGCGCACACACACGUACACACGCACACGUACACACGCACACAGAGGAGGAGAAGGAGAAGGAGGAGGAGGAGGAGAAGGUGAGGUGCGGUGUGUGUUGUCAUGUUCUGCGCUAAUAAGACCAACACGCGAGGCACGUGAUAAACUGUUGACAAAUUAAGGAAGUAAAAAUGUGCGCGUGACGGAAGACUCGAGCCCAGCAAGAAGAAAAAAGAAGGAAAAAAGGUAAUGUAAAGUGCACCUUCCUAUUGCCACUACUACUGUUCCUACUUCUACUAGUCUUACUGCUACUGCUCCUACUACUCCUACUACUACUACUCCUACUACUUCAUUGCGUAUCGACAUGCGAAUACUUUUCACCGUAUUUUCGCAACAGUGAUAAGAGGAAACGAAUUUUUACAGACUGCCUCAAGAAUGAUAAACAAAAAAUUUUCCACUCCACGAUAACCGAAGAAAAAAGACAAGAAGAAGCGGCGGGGAAGAAGGAGGAGAAGGAGAAGGAGUAGGAGAAGGAGUAGGAGGAGGAGGAGGAGGAAGAGGAGGAGGACGAGGAGGAGGAGGAAGAGGAGGAGAAGGAAGAGGUGAAAGGAAGGAGACAGUGAUUACGUGGAGAGAAGAGAAGUGGAGACGGUGGAGGAGGAGACACUGUGCGGUGAUGAUGGUAGUGGUGGUGAUAAUGAUGGAAAUGGUGAUGAGCGGGAUGAAGAGAGUGACGUCAACUUUCGAUAAAGCGACAAAAGUUACCGAAAAACAAUAACAACGACAAGGAGUGAGCGCCGCGAAGAGGAGGGAAGGAGAGAGGCAACGAUAACAGAGGAGGAAGAAGAAGACGACCGAGAAAAUACACCAGGUCGUCUUUCCUCCUCCUCCUCCUCCUCCUCCUCCUCCUCCUCUUCUUCCUCUUCCUCCUCCCCGUCAAGCACCACCAGCACCGCCUUCGUCAUGAGGGUUCCCCACAACACACUGAUGCUGGUGCUGCUGGUGCUGCUGCUGUGGGUGGAGAUGACCCUGCAGAGUCUGGAGGAAGCUCCCUUGGUGGCCGUGUAUGCCGUGAGAGGCGAGACGGCGCACCUCCCCUGCAGUCUGACGCUGCCACCCCCGGAAGACUCGGUGAUACUAGUGUUGUGGUACAGAAAUGACACCAAGACGCCCGUAUUCAGCGUCGACUCCCGGAGGUUUUCGGAUCCUUCAGUGCGGGAGGACGGGAGCAGGAGGCCCUCAGACGUGUUCCAGGGGCGCGCUACCUUCCACGAGGAGGGGCAUGGGCGGCCGGACUGGGCUCUGGUGGUGAGAAAUGUGGCGUUUAGUGAUCAAGGAGAGUACAGAUGUCGCCUUGAUUUCCAGUCCUCGCCGACACACAACGCCAGGGUCCUGUUACAUGUUGUGGAGCUCCCGCGGCGCCUGGAGGUGAUCAGCGAGGGCGGUGUGGCGGUAGAGGGUCUGGUGUCCGUGCAAGAGGGUCGCCCACUUACCCUCUCCUGCAGGGCGCUAGGAGGUGAACCCCGGCCCAACGUCACCUGGUGGUCUGGGGAGGAGUUGAUUGACGCUGAAGUGGAGGAGAGAGUGGAGCUUCCCCUCACCACCACCACCACCACCACUUCCUUUGAGUUAGACUACCCUUCCCCUUCCUUCUACUCGUCCCCCUCGUCGUUCCCCUCUUCGUCUAAUCUCGCCACGCCCCUGGACACUCUAGCCACUAAUAUUCUUCACCUGGACUCCAUUACUUCCGCUCAUCUCUCCCACAAUCUCACCUGUCUGGCGGCCAACACACCUGUCCUCACGCCCUCUCGGCCACGUUUGCUCUCCUUGAAACAGAGGUUUAUGGAUGGCUCAGUGACGGUGGAGCUGAAGGCGUUAGCGACACACCUGUCUGGGGGACGCGUCUACAACGUCACCUGUCUCGCAUCGGGGGUGUGGCCGCCGCCCAUCCUCUCCUGGCGGCUCCGGGGCAAGCAGAUCACCAAGAGGGUUCACCAGCGGCAUCCAGGCGGGGACCUCACGGAGUCAGUGCUGGAGCUGAAGGCGGGCAUUGGUGACGACGGCAGCCUUCUGGAGUGUCUGGCCAGCUCACCGACCCUGCCACACCUCACCGCCUCAGACUCAGCCAGACUCACCGUGCACUACGUGCCCCAGGCUAGCAUCAGCAUAGAGGGCGGUGAAGGAAGCGAGGCAGGGCUUGAGGCGGGGGAUUCAGCCAGCCUCACCUGCUCAGCGCGCGCCAACCCACCUGCGUACAACUUUACUUUCCUGUUGAACGGAAGGCCACUGCAUCGCGCUAACGUGGUGGAGAGCGGUCAGUCUCUCACCCUUCUGGAGGUGACUCAUAAGGACGCUGGCUUAUACACCUGUGUUGCCUCAAAUUCUGAAGGAGAUGGCCAGAGCAACGCCGUGCCUCUACAUAUUGACUUUCCCCCGGUGUGCGCGUGGGAGGGGGUGAAGGAGGAGCUGGCGGUGGUGGGGGAGAGGGUGAGGAUGGAGUGCAAGGUCCUCGCCUCCCCCCCUGACGUCACCUUCACCUGGGAGAAAGUCACCUUCACUGCAAACAUGACGCAACUGCGGUCUCCCCUGCAACACGAUGACUCCAGGCUGACCUCCACCGGAUGGGCCACGGCGGAGGGGAACCUGAGCACCACCCAGGGCGCCAUGCGGGCAGAGUGUCAACCAAGGAACGACCUGGGGAAGGCUGACCACCCGUGUGUCUUUGCCAUUCGAAUUGUGGGAGACCCAAGCCCCCUGACUGGCUGUUACCACCAUGACGUCACAGCGGACUCAGCCAGCGUCACCUGCGAGGAUGUCACGUCACCUGGGCACUUGGCAAACACUUAUCAUAUCCAGGUGAGGGAAGGCGGGUUAGUAGCAGCAACCUUCAACAACUCAGUGCCUCGCUUCAACCUGACCUCCCUGGCGCCUGGUCGGGACUACACGCUGGUCCUGCACGCCUCGCACGCUAAGGGCAGGGGCCCGGACACACUCCUCAACCUGCGCACUCACACACCCAAGGCAGAGCAGGUCGCCCCGGAGAGAGUACCUGUUGAACCAGUCAAAAAGCCAGGGGAGGACGCACCCCAGCCGACAGACUCACCCAGGGGCCCUGGAGGUACGCCCUUGAGUGUCGUGGUAUCGGGGGCCGUGGUGGGCGUGGUGGUGGGCGUGGCGGUGGUGGUGGCGGGCGUAGUGACCUGCCGCGCCCGUAGAGGCCACGCCAGCUCACCAGGGAAGGCCCACCACCACCACCACCAUAAUGUGUCGAGGGAUUCACUGCUGGAAAGACCGUCCCCUGGGGUUCUGUUCCAGCCCUAUGGAGGAAGCAGCCCCCCCUCGUGUGAGCUGCUCACCACCUUCUCCCCGGGGCCCGUGGUGGUGACGCAAGUAACCUCCGCCCGCUCCUCCCGCCGCUCCUCUCCCCUCAUGCGCAAGUCCUCCACCCGCAGUGCCCCCGGCGGUAGCUCCCCCAGAGGCAUACGCCCCCGGGCCGCCUCGUGCCGCGGGGGGCCUGUGCACGUGCUGGAGGUGGAGGCGGAUGACGUGACGACGCCCAGGGUGGAGGUUCAUUCCCCCUCAAGACUGUCGCGGCUCAGCUUGCGGAAUCUGCGGCGGCGAGGAUCCCAGCCCGUCAUGACCCGGGACACCCAGGCCGUGUUAACCGUGGAGAGUCAGGCGCUGGGUCUGGAGGUGCCCCCACCAGUCCCCGCCCAACAGCCCCAGCCCGCAAUGCCAGCAGAGUGCCACCAGGGGCCAGACACCACCCAGGACGCAGCAGGACAGACAGAGGACCAGACGUUUGAGUCUCUCCAGCCUGCAGUGUCGCCUCUCAACCCACAGAGUGACGCCCCACGCCCCCAGGGGAACACCACACAGGUCCCUUCCCCGCUCAUCGGGCCCUACGUACACCUGACACCUCCCCCAGGGCACACCUCCCCCGCACCACCAUGCCAGACACAGCCCCACUCCCCCCAGCACUCCCAGCACCAUCUCUCCCCACACAGCGCCGCACACCCCGCCACCCACCCCCACCACAGCCACUGCACCCACAGAUCCACACCGUCACCCUCCCCCAGCCCAUGUACCCCACCACACUCCCACACAUGGCCGCUCUCCCCAUUGUCGAGCCUCCCUGCAGACCCCCAUCAGCCCCCAGCCCCCACAGCUUCGCACCUCCGCCCUGCUGCUCCGCACCACCCCGCAGUACACCAUCACCAUCCCCCACGGCACCUACACCCUGGCAGGCGACCCCAGCCUGCCACGCCACCUUCAGGAGGGCGUCGUCAACACACAGCCACCGCCGCCACCACCGCGGCGCAACACCAUCUCUGCCUCCACUACCUCCCUGCCACAGUGCAUCACCACACUACCACACCUCCCGCAGAACGCCACCCCCACCACCACUGUGCUUUACGCUAACCACCCCGCGCACCACCAACACCACCACCACCAGCACCACCACCACUCCACCACCAGCCUGCCCUACACCGCCACGCUGCCCAGAGGGGGAGUUUCAUGUGACACAGGAGGAACACUCACGCGUCUCGCCUCCCAGAUACACCCGCA